Messenger RNA from Aspergillus brunneoviolaceus CBS 621.78, 363 nucleotides. RefSeq lists its product as uncharacterized. The coding region runs from base 39 to 194 and encodes 51 amino acids. The transcript has a single exon. The record is from RefSeq and is a predicted model, not a curated record. Lineage: Eukaryota; Fungi; Ascomycota; Eurotiomycetes; Eurotiales; Aspergillaceae.
CUACCCACAAUAACCCCACUCACCACCCAACCACCGAGAUGCAAAAACAAUCACGAAAAUCCACUCCUAAGGCUGGAACAAGGAGCGUGUUACUCGCAACGCGACGCGCCCACCCACCAACCAAUCACCGUGCGUCCUCCGUCGAGAUGUCAACCGAUCACGAAAAGCCACUUUUAAGGCUGUCCCAGUGUUGAUCAGAGACUGGGACGCGUCGACAGGGGGGCUGACGUGACGAGAGCCAAUCACAGCGUCUGCGCCGGCGAGAUGUCAACCGAUCACGAAAAGCCACUUUUAGGGCUGAGGCUCCGCUUGGACGUAUUGGUUGGGACGCGGUGAGACAUUGGUCGGGGGGCCAUGUGGGAC